UAGGAACUGGGUCCUAAUCGGGUCCUCAGCUGCACAAAACCAAAACAGUUUGCAAAUGCAAAAUGAAUCGCUAAUAAACCUCGAUGUUAUUUACAUGUCUUUUGCGUAAUGGCUGUGAAUGAUGAUGAACUGGAAAGAAAGUGAAGGAAUGCUGCUUUCUUCCAUACAGACGUGCAGUGGAGGAGCUGCUCAAAGAGGCCAACAGAGGCAGAGUGCGUGCAGAGACCAUGGGUCCAGCCGGGUGGAUGAAGUGUCCUCUGGGAAGCACCAAUAAACGCUUUCUGCUGAACACCCUGCGCCCGUGUGCGGCUGAGCGCGGAUCCGGGAGCCGCUCAGCUCCGGCGAGAGGAGCUGAGGACAGCGGGGAAGAGGGAGAUCGAGGGUCACAUCACCGCCCAGAGGACAGAGAACACGGCUAUAGAAAAGACACCAAACACAGAACAGAGCGUCCUCAUUCUCAUUCCCAGUCUUCAAGGCCCCGUGAUUCAUCUACGAGUGAAUUAGCAUCCACAGGCCACGCCCCCCAUCACGCCAACCAAUCAAAUAGAACUCGUUCCCGGUCACCCAUCAGAGAACGCCUUGCAAACAAAAGAUCUACUGACAGGACUCGAAAAUGAUGUGCUACCUUUUCUACAGAAUGAAAUGUACUUUCUAAGGGCUGAUUUAUACUUCUGCUAGGAUGCAAGAGAAACAGGAGAGGGGUUUAUUGGUAAGUGAAAAAGCCAAUGAGCCGACAUGCAGAGCGCUAAAACCUUAACAUGGCUCUUCAUAUAUCGCUGAACAAAUCCACUGUGAGAAAUGCCAGAUUUGCUAAUUGUGAUAUUUUCCAACAGGCUAAUUCAGCUCUGAGAACUGGAUUACUAUAGCUGUGUUAAUUUGUCUCAGACAGUUUGUCUCCUAUGUUAACAAUGAUGAUCAAUGAGGCAAUGAUUUGCUAACGACAAUGCUACAGAUGCCAGGAGAAGGCACAACAUUAUUUUUAUUUACCUUUUGGCGGGAAUUUUUAGUUCAGUUUGUCCAAAACGUUUACACACAAUGGAACAAACCAAACUAAUGUUUCCUGCUAGAUUUACAAAAGUUUCACACUGAUAUUCUUCAUACUUACCUGUAAGUUACAUAUCCACAGAACACAAAGAUAAUUUAGUGACACCCAGAAAACCUCUAUAAAAGCUCACAGAGAUGACAAAAUGAGCAUUAAAAGAAAAGAAAGCGCAUCGUUCAUAUCAUCCAGUAAUACAGCUCGUCCACUGCAGUGCAUCAGGCUCCACAGACACCCUAAUGCCUGUUAUAGGGUGUCAUUACUUUUGUCCUGAUUGAAUGCCUUUACGUUUUACGGAAAAAAUUGUUCAUAUCCAGCUUGAUAAAUGUGGCCCAUUGUCUCUACUACAGUGAAAUGUAGAGAUGUUUCAUUCACAACUGAUUAUUCUUUUUUUAUUUUUAUUUUUUUGAAUGAGUCACUAAAGUGAGCGAGUCUUGGACUGAGUAAAUCCUUUACGAUUGCAGCUUUAUAGUACAAGCUGCACAUCAGUUAGGGGAAAAUGAUGGUGCAACUUGAAAAAAAAACAAGUCUUUUAAAUGAAUUCAAAAAACUAAAUAAAUUAAACAAAUAAAGUUCAAUAUACUUUCCAGUUCUUUUGUUGUUUUUCUGUAUUUUCCGGUUUGCUGCCGCUGCCCCCUAGUGCACACGUUCACACCCUGAGCAAAUCCACUGACAGGUGUGAAUGUCUGCACACUGACGCCUGCACGUGUUUACAGAUUUACAGAUGCAGAAGUACAAAUCAGCCCGAAGUCGUCAUCUGUCUGGGUUGCUGUUUGCUCUGUCAGAUGUAUCAGCAGAUGCAGGUUUAUUUUUAAUUCUAACCUCUCAGCUUGUAGCUUGAACUUGACUUUACAUUUUAAUGCCAUAUACUGCAUAGUUGAGCAAUAUGAUGAUUAGAUCUCAUAAUAAAUAUACUACACAGGUUUUUCUCUGAGCAGCACGGGUUUCGUUAGUACUGUUAAACACUGACUGAUUCCACUGUUACACAGCAAUGAUGCUGAAAUAGAAUUUUGUACAACUUUCUUUAUUUGUUUCUUUUCUUUUUGAUUAUAGUUGGUUUGUAGAGUUUUCAUGCAAAUCCAUCAUGGAAAGAAAAAGCAAAUAAAAAUGGGAUUUUUUUUUUU
Messenger RNA from Pangasianodon hypophthalmus (striped catfish), 2163 nucleotides. Its product is annotated as protein POLR1D-like. The record is from RefSeq and is a predicted model, not a curated record. Lineage: Eukaryota; Metazoa; Chordata; Actinopteri; Siluriformes; Pangasiidae. The transcript has 3 exons. The coding region runs from base 228 to 617 and encodes 129 amino acids.